AUGAAACAAUGGCCUCGCCAUCACGGCCCUCGCCUCUCGCGCUCCCUGCUAAACCUACGACCCUCCCGCCCGCGACGAGCCUUCAGCGCCGGGAGACCGUUCCUUGAAGAAGAGUCCAGUCACGAUCCUCGCAUCCGCGACCUCGGGAGACGGAUCCUAGACGACUACGCCGUCAUCCGUGAGAACUAUGCAACCCCAAAACACCCCAUCGUCCUCGCCCACGGCCUCCUCGGCUUCUCCGAGCUCAAAGUCGCGCCGUACCUCCCCGCGAUCGAAUACUGGCACGGCAUCAAGCAGGCCCUCGUGGCGAACAAGUGCUCCGUGGUGACCACCUCCGUCCCGCCGUCGGGCUCCAUCGAGGAGCGCGCGGAGAAGCUCGCCGCCGACAUUCUCGCUCAGAACCAGACCCCCAUGGUCAACAUCAUCGCGCACAGCAUGGGCGGCCUCGACGCCCGGUACAUGAUCUCCCGCCUGCAGCCCGCGGGCAUCAAAGUCGCCUCCCUAGUCACCAUCGCCACGCCGCACCGCGGCAGCCCCUUUGCGGACUACCUCGUCGAGAGCGACUCCAGCCCCGUGCACCUCCCGCGGCUGUACUCGGUGAUCCGCCGCGCCGGCCUCGGCACCUCCGCGUUCGGGCAGCUCACGACGCGGUACAUGCGCGACGAGUUCAACCCGCGCGUGCCCGACGACCCGGCGGUGCGCUACUUUUCGUACGGCGCCAUGAUUGACGAGCCGUCGCUGCUGGGGGCGUUUCGCGUGCCGUACGGCGUCGUCAAGGCGGCCGAGGGGGAGAACGACGGCUUGGUGAGCGUGGCGAGCAGUCGUUGGGGAGUGUACAAGGGGACACUGGUCGGGGUGAGCCAUUUGGAUCUGAUCAACUGGUCCAACAGGGCGCGGUGGGCGGUGCGCGAGUGGAUGGGGAUGAGGAGGAACUUCAAUGCCGUUGCGUUUUAUCUGGAUGUUGCUGAUAUGCUGGCCAAGGAAGGGCUGUGA
Molecule: messenger RNA, 993 nt
Organism: Trichoderma citrinoviride
Lineage: Eukaryota; Fungi; Ascomycota; Sordariomycetes; Hypocreales; Hypocreaceae
Product: alpha/beta-hydrolase
Exons: 3
Coding region: 1-993 (330 amino acids)
Molecular function (GO): triacylglycerol lipase activity
Source: RefSeq, a predicted model, not a curated record